This is a messenger RNA of Psylliodes chrysocephalus, 1037 nucleotides long. NCBI's taxonomy places the organism in Eukaryota, Metazoa, Arthropoda, Insecta, Coleoptera, Chrysomelidae. The record is from the annotation of a GenBank genome assembly.
AGGAAACCGAAAGCGAUGCCAAAACCGAAAAUUUUGAUUCAUCUUUCGAGAGGUUUUCUAGAAAUAGCCGCAUUGGUGUUGCAUUCGUCUACUAGAAACAUUCUGCUGGUGUAUAUAAUCUGAUAAUAAGUGGAUCUAAAUCAGUCUGAUUGCUGAAUUCAGCCGUAAGAAACUCCAUUCCAGAUAAAACAAAUCACUAAAGACUAUAAAGAUGUCCAUGGUACCUCUUUUAUUCCGUGAUUGGUGGGACGAAGAAGACCUGCUACGUCCCUCCAGACUUUUGGACCAACAUUUUGGCGUGGGUCUGAAAAGGGACGACCUCCUCAAUUCGCUUAGCUCCAUCCCAAGAAGAUCAAGGUUGAACAAUUACAUCAGACCGUGGUCUACCAUGGGGACUGAUAUUCAGAGACAGGAUUCUGGGUCAACUAUUACUCAAGAUAAGGAGAAGUUUCAGGUAAUCCUAGAUGUCCAACAAUUCGCCCCGAAUGAAAUAACUGUAAAAGUCAACGGCAACAGCGUCGUAGUUGAAGGCAAACACGAAGAAAAACAAGACGAACACGGUUUCAUCAGCAGACACUUCGUCAGAAGAUAUGUUUUGCCGCAUACGCACGAUCUGAACGCCGUCGUCUCUUCCUUGUCAUCAGAUGGCGUAUUGACAGUCAGCGCACCCAAAAAAUCAGAAACACCUGUAGGAGGGGAUAGAGUGGUGCCCAUCACUCAAACCGGCCCUGCAAAAAGCACCGUUACGCCUGUCGUUGAGUCGCCUCAACCUCAAACGUCCACUUGAGGUGCGAUGCUGUUUUUUUAAGUGUAAAAUAUUUGAGAAUUGUUUUCUCAGUGUUUAUAUAUAUAUAAAAAAAAUAACCAGUUUAUUUAUAAUCUUUAAGACUGGCUUUAAAAUUAUUGGUAAACUGUGCAAUGUUUUUGUAAUAUUAAUGAGAAAAACAAGUAAGAUUUUUUUAUGAAGUGAAUUUUUUUUAAGCCUCUGCGUUGUUUGUAAAAUUGUUUCGGAAUAAUAAAGGCAGUUCUUUUUACAA